AUGAUUCUUCUAAAUAUCAAGUCUUCUGCUGCAUGUAAUCCAGAUGAAUAUAGAAUUGGUGUUGAAUGUUGUCCGAUGUGUUCACCAGGAAACCAUGUAUACAGGCACUGUACAGAAUAUACAAGUACUUCCUGUGUUCCCUGUAUUGGCUCUACCUACCUUGAUAAACCCAAUGGUCUUUCUACAUGUAUACCAUGUACACACUGUGACCCAGGCUUUGGUUUGAUAGUAAAACAUCCAUGUAGACCUUCAUCAGACACUGUCUGUGAGCCACUGAAGGGGUUCUACUGUACAGACCCAACUAAGGAUGGUUGAAAAGCAGCCCAGAGACACAGCAGCUGUGAACCUGGUCAAUACAUCAGACAGAAAGGAACUCCAUCUACAGACACUGUGUGUGUUGACUGUACUGGUGACACCUAUUCAGAUGGAUCAUUUACAUCCUGUCAACCACACACACAAUGUGACACUUUGAAUCUUCAAGAAAUUAAACCUGGAACUUUUAGGUCCAACUCCGAAUGUGGACCAAAGACCUCAUCUCUUAUACCUGUAACUGUAUCUACAGUUUUGGUGCUCAUUUUUUUAAUAACUGGGACUAUCAUAUUCAUAUUAAUAAGGAAAAACCUUAAAAGCAAGUAA
This is a messenger RNA of Esox lucius (northern pike), 636 nucleotides long. RefSeq names its product tumor necrosis factor receptor superfamily member 14-like. Gene Ontology annotation, cellular component: external side of plasma membrane. NCBI's taxonomy places the organism in Eukaryota, Metazoa, Chordata, Actinopteri, Esociformes, Esocidae. The transcript is spliced from 4 exons. The record is from RefSeq and is a predicted model, not a curated record. Gene Ontology annotation, molecular function: protein binding. Gene Ontology annotation, biological process: positive regulation of cytokine production involved in immune response; positive regulation of T cell migration; defense response to Gram-positive bacterium.